This is a messenger RNA of Chara braunii, 945 nucleotides long. The record is from the annotation of a GenBank genome assembly. Lineage: Eukaryota; Viridiplantae; Streptophyta; Charophyceae; Charales; Characeae.
AGGCACUAUGCGAAGCUUUUUGUGCGGGCCAGUGAGGCGUCGUAGGAAGGACUCUGGGUCGACGCUUCAGAGCGUGAAAGAGGACAGUUGUGAUGAGGAGGGCGCAGCGCCGGCAACAUGACGCCGCUCCGGAACAUGUGCAGGAGACGUUUAGGGGUCCCUCUCCUGUGUAUCGGUACCUUGUCGUCGGCCAGAAGGUCGACAACAAGCGGGUCAUGAUGCUACGUUGCACAUUCUGCAACAAAGUGUUCCAGGGGCCAGGCCAUGAGACAUUUCAGCAAACGAACUACUGCAAGGACGUCAACGACGAGGCACUCCACAUCGAGAUUGCCAGCAUGCAAGCGGUGGAGACCCACCCUGCGGAGUUGGAGGAGGUGAGGCAACCAUUCUGGGUGACUGGUGCCACCAUCCUCUCUGGCGGGGGAAAAUCACGAGACGGGAGACCGAUCGUGAAUUUCCUUGUCGCAGGCUCGCGAGGGGUCGUCAUGUACAUGACGAUCAAUCGAGAGGGGGAGCCGGACGAUGCAGUGCACGUCCUUCAGAGAUGGGUCACCAUCUUCCACGAUUUCAGGUUCGGUGGGCCUCAGCGGGUCAAUGCGAUUUGCACUGACUCCACUUCAGCGGACGAUGACUCUGAUGACGAGCGGAUACCCGAGGCAGCGGAUGACUCUGCGUUCCCCAUUCCUCGUGAGAUCGACAAGACGCACGAGGAUACCAAGGACGUAGAAACGAGGACAUACACCGCACGACGAGCGGGGAACUUUGAUGAGAUGGAGAUGACGGGGGGAGACGAGGAUCGUUGGGGCCCUUUCGGGGAGGUGGCUUCCACAGAUGAUGUGCGCGAUGAGAGAGUGGGGAACACAUGCACAAGUAGAGUAGAAGGCUCCUAGAGUGAACCAAUGCACCACCAGGUUAAAGAAUAAGUAACAAAAGUAAAAAACUAGA